Molecule: messenger RNA, 849 nt
Organism: Podarcis raffonei (Aeolian wall lizard)
Lineage: Eukaryota; Metazoa; Chordata; Lepidosauria; Squamata; Lacertidae
Product: histone H2A.V
Exons: 6
Coding region: 132-578 (148 amino acids)
Cellular component (GO): nucleosome
Molecular function (GO): structural constituent of chromatin; protein heterodimerization activity; DNA binding
Source: RefSeq, a predicted model, not a curated record
CCUGAUUGGUUCGCGGUGGCCGCGGCAGGCCAGGCUCCCUCCUCGCGCUCAGGCGGGUUAUUGUCUGUCGACUUUCUGAGGCGGCUCUAGCUCGGAAUCGGGACCGGUCCUCACAGGGCAGCGACGGAACCAUGGCUGGAGGCAAGGCUGGCAAGGACAGUGGAAAGGCUAAGGCAAAGGCAGUGUCUCGCUCACAAAGAGCUGGACUUCAGUUCCCAGUGGGUCGUAUCCAUAGACACUUGAAGACUCGCACCACAAGCCAUGGACGAGUUGGUGCUACUGCUGCUGUGUACAGUGCUGCAAUUCUCGAAUACCUCACUGCUGAGACAAAAAAGAAGCAUUAUCAGAAUUCAAGGACAUAUUCCAGUCAGGCAAAAGCACUUGAGGUUUUGGAAUUGGCAGGUAAUGCCUCCAAGGAUCUCAAGGUAAAACGUAUCACUCCUCGUCAUUUGCAGCUUGCUAUUCGUGGUGAUGAGGAAUUGGAUUCCCUUAUUAAAGCUACCAUUGCUGGUGGAGGUGUAAUUCCUCACAUCCACAAGUCUCUGAUUGGAAAGAAGGGGCAGCAGAAAACUGCAUAGAGAGGAGUUUUAAACAGCCCUCUUCCUCCCUGUCAUUGUACUGUAACUGGGACAGAAGAAAUAUGGGGAUAUGUGGAAUUUUUUAAAAAAAAUAGUUAAAUGGAAGAGCAUAGACAAUUGACUGUAGACUUAAAACAUUUGUAUGUUCUUUAGAUUCAAAGUUUGACACAAAAGUACCUUGUUACGUGGCAGCAAUUUGUGUGUUGAUUGGCUAGGUUUCUCCCAUGUGUUUUAUACAAAAAUGGAACUGAUAAAACCAUUUUUUACAAAA